CCCACCUUCUCAAGCAUGCUGGAUUUGUUUUGUUUUGCUUGAGAAAGAAAACCCGGUGUUUUUGCGAUUUAAACUAUUAUAUUAUGAGCAUUAAGGUGUAUUUACCCCUCAACUACUAUUACCUCAAGAAGCCCACGGAUCUGUACGGCCAAGUACAAAUAAACGAAGACAAUGUCGUGGCGUACUACGUAUUGGAGGCCUCCGAUUUGGAGUUUCGCGACAAGGCCGUAAAUCAUGAAGCGAGCAAUAUGCGUUUUUUGGGUUCUAUCCUGAGCGUGGACUUCAAUGCAGACCAAAAUCAGUAUCUUAAGUUCAACAUGCGACUGUGCUUCACAUACAACAGCAGUCGGGCGAAUAUAAGCCUGGUUUACACCGGCAUUACGCCAGAGUAUCUCAAGCACAUAAAGCUGAUACUCUACGAGAAAGCCAUGAUACGAAAUCUGUUUAUUGGCGGGGAAUCCGUGAAUAGGCGAUCCACAGAACACGGCGAUAGCGAUAGCGGCGCAUGCGACUUUGUCGAGCUGUGCAGGCUCACACAAUCCACGCUUGAGACCCAAAAUAUCGCAGGAAAACAGGCCAAAAAGAGUGUCCUCCAUGGGCUAACCCUCAUUGCCGACUUUCCCAUAGCGAUAUUCAGAUAUAUUGCUGAAAAUGUGUUUGUCAACAGCAUAAUGGUUCAUACCAGCAUCUACAAGCAUUUCAGGGAGUGGCAGACCACAUGUGAAGAGGGGUCUCGCCCGCCUAAUAUUGCACUUGACAGAGCUUUGGGGAUCAUACUGAUGUUAAUACUCUUCUCCCUAGCCACACAGCCGGGAGACUUUCUUAUACAAAUAUCCCACUACGUUAUUGACCAGCUGUACAGCCUGUUAAAAGUACUGGAGGGCAGUCCCAUUGGCCUCAAGCUGAACAUACACCUGAACAAUUUCUUUCUGGACUGCUUUAAGUAUCACAUUGAAUUGUGGUCGACAUUUUUGGACUUUAUCGAACCCUUGGUGCGACAAGUUUUCUUGGCCAUUGGAGCCUUCGGCUGUUUGGGUCUUACAUUCCAGAUAGCGCUACUAGAGGACCUUAUAUCCAUUAUUGGGUUGCACUCGCAUUGCUUCUAUAUCUAUACCAAAGUGCUCUACAAUGUGGAAAGAAAAGGUCUUUCGGUACUGUGGCAGGUGGUUCGAGGAAACCGGUACAAUAUUUUAAAGGGUCGCACUGAGUCCCAUAACUAUAUGAAUCGUCAGUUAUAUCUUGCAACCAUAUUUUUCUCCGCCAUUCUGUUCUUAUUUCCCACAACCCUCGUCUACUAUGUAGUUUUUGCUGCCCUCAAGGCGCUUACUUUCGCCACUCUCAGCAUCUUUGAGUUCUUCCGAAGACAGAUACUGAGUCUACCGAUUGAAGGGUGUAUGAGACCGUUCUUAAAAGGAUGCCAUGAUAUAGAUUGCCUGCAAAUCAAGGAUGUCUCACCCCAAGAAAGCGCCUUUCUGAUACAUAAAAAUCAGAAAAUCAGCGUGACCGUGUACAAAAUUACAGCUGUGUGAACCAAAUAUAUAAUAUUAAAGAAAAUGACUAGCAGAACGUAUAAAUGUUAUAAUUAAUUUAUUAUUUAUAUAAAUCUUAUUUGUAGUUAUAGGUGUCAUAGUCUUAAUCGAGCCUUGUAAAAAACUUUCUGUUUUUAAAUAUAAUAUGAGAUAUAAAAUAAUAAGUUAUAAGAUAUCUAUU
Messenger RNA from Drosophila biarmipes, 1710 nucleotides. RefSeq lists its product as uncharacterized. Bases 84 to 1529 code for a protein of 481 amino acids. Gene Ontology annotation, biological process: GPI anchor biosynthetic process. NCBI's taxonomy places the organism in Eukaryota, Metazoa, Arthropoda, Insecta, Diptera, Drosophilidae. The record is from RefSeq and is a predicted model, not a curated record. The transcript is spliced from 8 exons. Gene Ontology annotation, cellular component: membrane; endoplasmic reticulum.